Molecule: messenger RNA, 846 nt
Organism: Naegleria fowleri
Lineage: Eukaryota; Heterolobosea; Eutetramitea; Acrasida; Naegleriidae
Exons: 1
Coding region: 1-846 (281 amino acids)
Cellular component (GO): cytosol
Molecular function (GO): protein kinase A regulatory subunit binding
Source: RefSeq, a predicted model, not a curated record
AUGAGUUCAUCAUCAUCAACACCAAACAGUAACAAUACUAAUAGUUAUAGAGGAGGUGGAAGAGGUGGCGGAGGCUCCAGAGGAGGCUCCAGAGGAGGUGGAAGAGGUGGAGGAAGAGGAGGUUACCACAAAAAUUCAUCAUCCAAUAAUAAUGACUCCAGACCCACUCACUUCUUUGCUGUGAAAAUUAACUCGACAUCUAUUUUGGAUGAUCUCAUGAAUUGGCAAGCCUCAGCAUUACUUGAACACAAGAAUAGAGUGCAAACAUCAACACAACAGUUUGAUUUGGAAGAUUAUCUCAUUGAACGUGAAAAGAUGCAUUUCACCAUGUUUGUCCUGACCCUUGAUACACAGGAUGAUCUGAAUAAUUGCAUUCAAAUAUUUAAAAGUUGUCAAGAGGAAUUGAAGAAGAUUAUGCAAACUAAUUUGGAACAAUUACCUUUCACUUUCAAGUUGUCUGGAGUACAUACCUUUGAGGAUAAAGAAUUCAAGAAGGGAAGAGUGAUUUUUUCAGAGCCAGCUUUCACUCAUCAGAAUGGGCAGAAAACCUUUUUGGAUUUAUCGAAUUGUAUUUAUCAAAAACUCAAGGAAAAUCACAUCAAAGUUGACGCUUCGAUCAAUACUCAAAUCCACUGUACAUUAGCAAAGACAAGCAAGUCGAAAAAGAAAAAUUCACCAAAAGCCUUCCCAGAAUAUUUGUAUCGUCACAAAUGUGACACUGUGUUUGGAGAGACAGACACCGAUCAAGGCAUUGAGACAAUAGGAGAAAUUUUGUUGUGUCGAAUGAAAGGACCAAAUGGUAGUGAUGGAUUCUAUCAUGUUGAAGAGAGAGUAUCUUUGAUUUAA